AUGUCUGUGAAGACACUCAAAGGCCUGAGCUCUGGACAACACGAGGCUGCCCGGGUGCUGGGGGCUCAGCCCUGCGGCUGCUCAGCGCGGUGCGGCUUGACCCGCAGGGAUCUCAGCUGCCUGCGGAGCUCGGCCGGGCCCUGGGCUGUGGAGCAACAGCUGCGCCCUCUGAGCGCCGCCAUGGAUGGGAGGAACGAAACCGAAGGUGCUGCCCGGGUCUGGGAGACCCAGGGGAAACGCUGCGACACGUUCUCUGUCCUGGAGCUGCACAAACCCGGGCUGGGCCGGGGGCGGGGGGGGGGAGUAUUAGGGAUGAGGCAAAACGAGGAUUCUGCAAUCAAGCUGUUUGUGAACAGGCUUGACUCUGUAGAGUCUGUCCUUCCCUAUGAAUAUACUGCGUUUGAUUUUUGUCAAGCGGAAGGAAAGACACGUCCCUCUGAAAACCUUGGCCAAGUAUUGUUUGGAGAGAGGAUAGAACCAUCUCCUUACAUGUUCACAUUCAACAAGAAGGAGAUAUGUAAACCUGUUUGUACAAAAACAUAUGAUACUACCAAGCCAGAAGAUAAACAGAAACUAGACUUUUUGAAAAAAAGUAUGCUACUGAAUUAUCAACAUCAUUGGAUUGUGGACAACAUGCCUGUGACUUGGUGUUAUGAUGUUGAAGAUGGCCACAAGUUCUGCAAUCCUGGUUUUCCUAUUGGCUGUUACAUUACAGAAGAUGGCCGUCCAAAAGAUGCCUGUGUUAUUAAUUCAGAAUUUCAUGAAAAAGAUACUUUUUAUAUCUUCAACCAUGUUGACAUAACAAUAUAUUACCAUGUCGUGGAAAAUGAAGCUCUGGGAGCAAGACUAGUUGCUGCUAAACUUGAACCAAAAAGUUACAAGCAUACUCAUCCAGACAACCCCGAUUGCUCAGGAGUACCUAUGGAUAUAAGUAACAAGGCUAAUGGAGAAAUCAAAAUUGCUUACACAUACUCAGUUUCUUUUGAAGAAAAAAAGGAAAUAAGGUGGGCAUCAAGAUGGGAUUAUAUUUUGGAAUCCAUGCCUCACACUCAUAUUCAGUGGUUUAGUAUUAUGAAUUCCUUGGUGAUUGUCCUCUUUCUGUCUGGAAUGGUAGCUAUGAUUAUGUUGAGAACACUGCAUAAAGACAUUGCAAGAUACAAUCAGAUGGAUUCCACUGAGGAUGCUCAAGAAGAAUUUGGCUGGAAACUGGUUCAUGGUGAUAUUUUCAGGCCCCCAAGAAAAGGAAUGCUGUUGUCCAUUUUUCUAGGCUCUGGCACACAGAUCUUAAUAAUGACUUUCGUUACCCUGUUUUUUGCUUGUCUGGGAUUCUUGUCACCUGCUAACAGGGGAGCUCUAAUGACCUGUGCUGUAGUUCUGUGGGUACUGCUUGGAACUCCAGCCGGUUAUGUUGCUGCCAGAUUCUACAAAUCAUUUGGAGGUGAGAAAUGGAAAGCAAAUGUGCUGCUGACAUCAUUCCUUUGUCCUGGAAUUGUAUUUGCAGAUUUUUUUAUCAUGAACCUCAUCCUCUGGGGAGAAGGCUCUUCAGCAGCUAUUCCAUUUGGUACUCUGGUUGCUAUUUUGGCACUCUGGUUUUGUGUAUCUGUACCACUGACGUUUAUUGGUGCCUAUUUUGGUUUUAAGAAAAACGCUAUCGAACACCCUGUUCGCACAAAUCAAAUUCCUCGUCAGAUUCCUGAGCAAUCCUUCUAUACGAAGCCGUUACCUGGCAUUAUCAUGGGAGGGAUUCUACCUUUUGGCUGUAUCUUUAUACAGUUGUUCUUUAUUCUCAAUAGUAUUUGGUCUCACCAGAUGUAUUACAUGUUUGGCUUCCUGUUUCUGGUAUUCAUUAUUUUGGUAAUUACAUGUUCUGAGGCUACAAUAUUGCUCUGCUACUUCCAUCUAUGUGCAGAGGACUAUCACUGGCAGUGGCGUUCAUUUCUCACUAGUGGUUUCACUGCAGUUUAUUUCCUAAUAUAUGCAAUACAUUAUUUUUUUUCUAAACUGCAAAUCACAGGAACAGCUAGCACCAUUUUAUAUUUUGGUUAUACCAUGAUUAUGGUUUUGAUCUUCUUCCUUUUCACAGGGACAAUUGGAUUCUUUGCAUGCUUUUGGUUUGUAACCAAAAUAUACAGCGUGGUGAAAGUUGACUGAAGAAACCAUUGUAAAGAAUUAACACAGAAGGCAGUUAAACUUCUCUAACGUAACUUAAAGACCUGGUCUAGUUGAUGAACUUGAGCUUUAUCAGAAGUAUUGGCUUCCUGUUCUUUGAGAAUGAUACUGAAUAUGCAGCUGCCCCAAACACUUCUUCCACUAACACGUUUGUAUUGUGACUUAACAACCUGUUUUCAUUCAGAUCUUAAUGAAGAUCAGAGUUAUGAUAUUUAUGCGUUUGUAAAUACAACUAUACUUUAAAAUAAAUGUCAGAUUCUAAUGGCAGAAUAGACAUGGCUGUACUACACAACUUAAUGAUACUUCUGAUCAAGGUCCAACUGUAAAUAAGUUUUUCUAGCUUAUUAGGUGGGAUGAAUUAUUUUUCUUUGAGGGAAAUGAGAACUUUUUAUUAUGCUAACUUUGAAGGAUGACUCUUAAGAAUUGUUGCUUUUAGUUUGGAUGUGAUUUUUAUUUUUUACUGGUGUUAUGUCCAUAAAUAUUCUGAUUUCUGUGACUUCAUUAGUUUCAGUGUUCUUGGCCUUUUACACUAUGUGCCUCUGAGUCCUUGACUUUAUAAAUUCAUCAUCUAAUAAAUAUUGUAAAAAUGUCUUCAGUGGCUCAUUACAUAUUACAAGUUCAUCAAAAUAUGUAAAUACGAUUAUACUGAAGACGGAUGCUUAAAGAUUGCAUAGAGUAUUUUAUGGCAUUUUCUAUGGUUUAAUGUAUAUUGACACACCCUUAGAUCUGCAAUAAAUGUUAUUUGUGCUACAUGGCUAUAACAGGGAAAUGUGAUUGUGGCGCAUGACAAAUUAUACACAUACUUAACAAAACUCCUCUGCAGCAUUAAUCCAGUCCUUAACCCAGACAUGUUUUCAGAGAUUGCUAUGGAACUGUCAGUAUGUUGAGAAGAUCUUAUAACACAUGAGUCAGCACUCUGCUGAUCUUGCUUUUAAAAGAUCUCAAUGAUGCAUAUUCUAUAUGGCAACUAUUCCUGAUUGUACUUAAUGUAGGUUAAAAAAUAAAAGAAAAUGACUAUUUUUGCCUUAUAUUAAGAGACUAAUGUCAAUUUUGGAUGACUAGCAUUAAACCUAUAUUUGCUAUUUUUGG
Molecule: messenger RNA, 3258 nt
Organism: Chaetura pelagica (chimney swift)
Lineage: Eukaryota; Metazoa; Chordata; Aves; Apodiformes; Apodidae
Gene: TM9SF2
Product: transmembrane 9 superfamily member 2
Exons: 17
Coding region: 1-2151 (716 amino acids)
Biological process (GO): protein localization to membrane
Cellular component (GO): membrane
Source: RefSeq, a predicted model, not a curated record